Molecule: messenger RNA, 1806 nt
Organism: Exaiptasia diaphana
Lineage: Eukaryota; Metazoa; Cnidaria; Anthozoa; Actiniaria; Aiptasiidae
Exons: 1
Coding region: 156-872 (238 amino acids)
Source: RefSeq, a predicted model, not a curated record
UUGUAAUGAUAUUUGAUACUCUYAUCAUCAUGUCAUCAUUACUCACUUUUUUCGUAGUGAGGAGCUGAGUAACCAUGCAAUGUCAUGCGAUCGAGGUUAUAUAUAUAUAUAAUGAUUGCUUCACGUUUUUCAUAAAUCAACGUUAGUCAUACAGUAUGGCGUUCUCGUCCGACGGUUCUGCGUUUACAGUGAUUUCUAAAGCAGGAAAUGUAACAAGACGUGAAUCAUUUAAUCGUAUCUCUGAUGUUAAAGAAGAAUUAAGUAAUUCGUGGAAUUCAAGUAUUGAUGGAGGAAAAAUUGGAAGAUCUUCAGUCUAUAAGGUACAACAAACUUCUUCGUCGAGUUAUUCAUCAACUACUGCAAGUAGUAAAACAGUAAGAACUUUUACUUCAAAGAAAACAGUCACUAAGAAACAAACAAAGACAGUGAUUUCUAAAACUGACAAAAACUCCACAGACAAAAAGAUACCAGAUGAUAAAGGCCUUGAGCUGGUAUCGUCCAAGAAUAAUUUCGAUAGUUUAAGCAGUGGUUCAUUUUUUAAAGCUAAGUACAAGGACAUGGACGGUGAUGACUUUUUCCGUUCAGCGAGUUCGAGGUUUUCAAUGAGAAACAUCAACGACACUUCCGGUUGGAACUUUGAUCUCGAUGAAGGUGCAUCAUUGUUCCCUGACUUCUUCCCUAAAAACGACGCAGCAACAAAACUAAGUUUUGAGGCAACAUGGCGAAGUGCAAGUCCAGUAAAAGAAAUUGGAUUAGCAAAGCAAGCCAUCAAAAAUUGCUCCUGGGAAGACGACGAAAACAAGGAUGCUAAACACAUAGUAAACUCCUGGAUGCAGUUUUUUGGACAUGUAAAUCCCGUUAAAAAUGGAUAAAGUUGAUACAUGGAAACAGACCACUAUAGAUGACUAACAUAACGUUUAUUGGGCUUUAUUCCACAUCAACAAUGAACCGUUUCCUUCAAAACAAAGCUUUCUUUAAGUAAAGGGUAUAAAAAUAUUUGUCAUAACAUCCGAUACACAAUCAGCUGAUCAAGAUAGUUCAAGGUUAGCGAUCGAUUUCUGAUUUAUAACCCUUGUCACAUAGCAAGAAACAAAAAGGUGCUUUUGCGGUUGCUUAUGAGUCUUAACACGUUCUAUCUAGAUUUUUCAAAGUGGUUUGCAUAAUGAACCAAAAGCCAUAAAAUUGUAGAUGUCGUACCCUAAGGUUAUAGACACACUCACUGUAAAGGCGUCAACUGGGCUAAUAAAAAUAUUUUUUAAUUGAACUUCCAGUAAUAAAAACGUUUUUGAUAAAUAUCCUACAUUAAAUCCUUAGGCAAGUCUAUUAAAAUUAUCGACUAUUUUAUAUAAAGAUAACCUUAAUAAUUCAAUGGCGCCCAUGAGGUAAACGGUAAACAUGCUUUUUGUGUUUUUUGUUGAUACUGAGGAUUAUUCAUGUAGUAUGUGUUGGUUCAUCUCGGGGUAAAGAUUUCCCACAAUGUCUGGUGAGGAGUUGGAUCUCGUUAAGCUUUUGAAAACAGUGAACUAUCAUAAACUAACAAUGGCGGCAGUCGGGAACUGCACAUAUGGAAGAUUAAUAAUUAUUAGUUUUAGGCUAGCGUGACCUACUUGCCUCGGUUUCGUGACAAAAUGGGUUGCUAUAUUUUCUUCUUAUUUCUAUUGCCUAAUCGUUGUUUUUGUAAUUUCUUAGAACUUGACACUAGACCAUCACUCCUAUUUCUUUCGCUUCAUGAUUGAUUUGCCUUGUGUUAAGUUCUUUGUUGACUCCGCGUAACUUAGCAACUAUAAAUAUUCCUUCAAACAUGUA